Drosophila guanche is the source of this 900-nucleotide messenger RNA. RefSeq names its product trypsin theta. Lineage: Eukaryota; Metazoa; Arthropoda; Insecta; Diptera; Drosophilidae. The record is from RefSeq and is a predicted model, not a curated record. The transcript has a single exon. Bases 19 to 807 code for a protein of 262 amino acids. Gene Ontology annotation, biological process: proteolysis. Gene Ontology annotation, molecular function: serine-type endopeptidase activity.
CUUAGUUUUAACCAAAAAAUGCACGGAUUAGUGGUGGCAUUGGUGGCCUGCCUGGCUGUGGGUAGUGCCUGGGCUGGCACUGUCAGCAUCUCGCCCAAUCCUUUCGAGCGAGAGGGUCGCAUUGUGGGCGGCGAGGACACCACGAUACGGGCACAUCCCUAUCAGGUGUCGCUGCAGACAAGCCGCAGCUCCCACUUCUGUGGAGGCAGUUUAAUCAACAGGAACACCGUGGUGACGGCGGCACAUUGUCUGCAGGGCCGCAAGGCGUCCAAGGUCUAUGUGCGCCUUGGCUCCACGCUGUACAAUGAGGGGGGACUGGUGGUGGCCGUCCGAGAGCUGGCGUACAACGAGAAGUACAACGCCAGCACCAUGGAGUUCGAUGUGGGAAUCCUGAAGCUGGCCGAGGACGUGGAGGAGACCGAGGAUAUCCGCUACAUAGAGCUGGCCAAAGAGACGCCAGCCACGGGCACGCCAGCCAUUGUCACUGGAUGGGGAUCAAAGUGCUACUUCUGGUGCAUGACCUUGCCAAAGGUGCUCCAGGCGGUGGUCGUAAACAUCGUGGACUGGAGGGUGUGUGCCUCGGAUGCGUACAAGUACGGCGACAUCAUCUACGACACCAUGGUAUGUGGCUACGAGCAGAAGAAGGAUGCCUGCCAGGGCGACUCCGGUGGCCCAUUGGUGGCCGAGAACAAGCUCGUGGGCAUUGUCUCCUGGGGCUAUGCCUGUGCCUCAAAUCUACUGCCCGGCGUCUAUGCCGAUGUGGCAGCUUUGCGUGAAUGGAUCAAUGAGACUGCCGAGAAAUUGUAGAUCCUCAUGGACGCAUACUUUCAGGGGUUCCACUGAAUUCUAUUCUGAUAAGCGAUUAAAAAUCAUUCAGUCAGAAAGCUCCUUCAAAGUUUA